ACUAUAUCAACGCCCUCGCCCAUCGACACGAACACCUCUAUCUGCACUUCUCACUCCGCCUCUCCACAUCCUCAUAUAAUGCACACAAUGGCUACACCAACGCGCUUCACCUACCCGUUCGCCACCUCCCCCGACAUAAUCCGCUCUUACCAGAAAGACGCCUACUUCUCUGGCGUCCUGCUCGACCAACUCUCUACGCUUCUACGCAAAAUCUACAGCGCCCGCUUCGCACACACAUACAUAUCCGAGACGCGCGUAAUCGGCGAACUACUCUACCUCGGUCUUACCACUGCAAUUGGGAAUCGAACGCUUGGCGAAGAGUACUGCGACAUAGUGCAAGUGGAGAAUGAAUCCGGCCGGCUACCUGCGUUAGGACGACGCGCGGGGUAUAUUUUGAGUUGCAUACUGGGCCCGUAUGCGUUGGGGAAGGUGUUGCCGAAGCUAAGGAGGAGGAUGAGGGCGAAGCUUGAGGCGAAUCUGAGGAGGUAUGGGAGGGUGCAGGCGAAAGCACAGCAGGAGAGUGGGGGCAAGAAGGUCGGCAGGCCGCUGGGGAUGAGGGUGCAGAAUUAUAUUCUGGAGAACCUGAAUACGAUCACAUCUCCGUCACCGGUGUAUGCGCUGUCACUGGCGACAUUCUACUUUUCGGGGAGUUACUAUCAUCUGAGUAAGAGGAUAUGGGGGUUGCGGUACAUUUUUACAAGGCAGGUACAAGAGACGGAUGCAAGAGUUGGGUACGAAGUACUUGGUGUGCUUCUGGUGCUGCAGAUGGCAGUGCAGGGAUAUCUACACCUUCACAGCACCAUGACGAGCGCAGACAGCAGCACAUCUCUGCCGGUCGGGACAUCAGCGGUUGUCGGCGGCGGUGCAGAAGUCUCUCUCGAUCCGAAUGCAUACAGCGCAAACAACGCGCUUCUCUUCGAUGCAUCUACGCCUCCUCCUGCCACAUCGUCAGACUUGCAAAAGUGGACACACACGCCAGCGAACGAUAAGCCGAAGUACGAGCUGGAGAACGAGGAGACUAUGGGCUGGAUAGGGGGUGGAAAUAGGAAGUGCACGCUGUGUUUGGAAGAGAUGAAGGAUCCCAGUGUAACAACAUGCGGGCAUGUCUUCUGCUGGACGUGUAUCAGCGAUUGGGCGAGGGAGAAGCCUGAGUGUCCGCUGUGUAGGCAGAGCUGUCUGGUGCAGCACGUUCUGCCUUUGCGGGGCUGAGGGGGACAUUAUUUCACGACUGAUAUGUUCAAGCAUGCACGCGAUACCCUGGCGACGAUAAGAGCUUUUGUGGUUGCAUUUGGCAGGCGUUCGAUAAUACGUAGGCAGCAUCUUAC
Macroventuria anomochaeta is the source of this 1325-nucleotide messenger RNA. Its product is annotated as peroxisome biosynthesis protein-like protein. Gene Ontology annotation, molecular function: zinc ion binding. Bases 88 to 1209 code for a protein of 373 amino acids. Lineage: Eukaryota; Fungi; Ascomycota; Dothideomycetes; Pleosporales; Didymellaceae. The record is from RefSeq and is a predicted model, not a curated record. The transcript has a single exon. Gene Ontology annotation, cellular component: peroxisomal membrane. Gene Ontology annotation, biological process: protein import into peroxisome matrix.